Theobroma umbraticum is the source of this 961-nucleotide messenger RNA. Its product is annotated as tail-anchored protein insertion receptor WRB-like protein. The record is from RefSeq and is a predicted model, not a curated record. Gene Ontology annotation, biological process: tail-anchored membrane protein insertion into ER membrane. NCBI's taxonomy places the organism in Eukaryota, Viridiplantae, Streptophyta, Magnoliopsida, Malvales, Malvaceae. Gene Ontology annotation, cellular component: GET complex. Gene Ontology annotation, molecular function: protein-membrane adaptor activity.
AACUAUUUUUCGGUUUUUCCAUUAAAUGAGGAAAUAAACCUUAAAAUGAAAAAGUGAGAAAAAAUAAGGGAAGAAAAAGGUUUCAGGCUCUCUGAAUUUAGCGACAAGAUCCACUUCCCUCUCUCUUUUCAUCGUCGUCUUCCAUAUCCCUGCUCCUAACUCGCCACUCGGACUCGACGCCGCUGCUGCCGCCUCUUCUUGCUUCGUUCACGAUAUCUGGCUCUUCAGCGCUCUUGUUGCUUUCUUUGACGAGCCUAACAGAAAUAUGGGCGAAGGAGAGACACUAGAACAAAGAAGAUCCCUGGCAGCUCCUCUCAUCUUCUUCAUUAUCGUCGUCUUCCAAUUUGCCACCAAAUGGCUCCAAGAUUUAAAGAAGGGAGCAUCCAAGACUGACAAGGAAAUCCAGCUUCGUGGAGAGAUUAAGCAGCUUUUGAAAGAGGCUGCCUCCUUGUCGCAGCCAUCUACAUUUGCACAAGCAGCUAAGCUUAGGAGGUCAGCUGCUGCCAAGGAGAAGGAACUGGCAAAUUAUCAGGCACAACACAGCAAGGAGGUGAAACUGUCUUAUGACUGGUAUCUGAAAGUUUUGUUCAUUUUAAAGGUCAUAAUUCAUCUUGUGCUAAUCUUCUGGUUUUGGAGGUCUCCUGUUGCUUCUGUAUCUCAGCAACUUGUGCAACCCUUUGGGAAGAUGUUAUCCUGGAAGACUGCGGGUUCUUUAAACAACAAUGUCAUGGUUGGGAUCAUACCCUGGUUGAUUUUGUGUACCAGGGUUAGCAAGUUUGUUUGCCGAAUCAUCAAGUAGAACAAAGGGCUUAUAAGGAAAUGCCUUUGGGUGCUCUCCGACUUUGGAUUCAUGAAUGCCUAAUCAGGAUGUACUUUUAAUUUUGAAGUUGUGAACUAACAUCUCUUGUAAAAUUCAUUCAUUUUAUUUAUCAAGAAUGAAAAGCGAGAAAUUUGAUGUGCU